Schizosaccharomyces octosporus yFS286 is the source of this 1478-nucleotide messenger RNA. Its product is annotated as CDC50 domain-containing protein. NCBI's taxonomy places the organism in Eukaryota, Fungi, Ascomycota, Schizosaccharomycetes, Schizosaccharomycetales, Schizosaccharomycetaceae. The transcript is spliced from 3 exons. Bases 76 to 1188 code for a protein of 370 amino acids. Gene Ontology annotation, cellular component: plasma membrane; endoplasmic reticulum; Golgi apparatus. The record is from RefSeq and is a predicted model, not a curated record.
CUCUACUACCAUUCAUUGUAAACAGGACGUUUAGUUUAUUGAACACACAUCAAUUCUAGUUUUCUUUAGAAUAUAAUGAGUAGCAGCUCAACCGUUACUAAAAAAAAGGGCAUGAAGCUAAAGCGCCCUGAUAAAUCGCGUUUCGUACAACAGAGUCUUCCUGCUUGGCAAUUCAUCUUUACACCAUGGUCUGUUCUUCCUUUGCUAUUUGUUUUGGGUGUCAUCUUUGCUCCUCUGGGUGGGGCAAUGUUCGUUGCUAGUCAAAGGGUAAGAGAAGUCAGGCUUGACUACACAAAUUGCCUAGGCGCCGGUAAUACUUUUACUGACAUACCUAAAAAAAACAUUGUCUAUCAAAUGACCGGAUACAAUAAUGUAUCUGCUAAGUGGAGAUCGGAAAAUGAUCAUUGCUACAUACGAUUUCACAUCCCAGAGAAGCUGGGUGCUCCAUUGUAUUCCUUUUAUCGUUUAACCAAUUUUUAUCAAAACCAUCGUCGGUAUACUGCAAGUGUUGACGUUUUUCAACUCCGUGGUGAACCAAGGACAAAAGAAGAAAUCAAAGAAGGUGAAUGUAGCCCGUUAACAGUAAACGAAGAUGGAAAACCGUAUUAUCCUUGUGGACUAAUAGCAAAUUCUUUAUUUAAUGACACUUUCUCAUCGCUCGUUCGCUACGAUUCGUGGGAUAGCACAAGCUCGUUAGAUGAGUAUCAAAUGACUUCAAAUGGAACUGCUUGGCCAGAGGAUAAAGAACGUUAUAUAAAAACAAGCUAUAACGCCUCCGACGUUGUUCCUCCUCCGAAUUGGUCUAAGAUGUAUCCUGAUGGAUACAACGACGAAAAUUUCCCUGAUAUAUCAACUUGGGAUGAACUUCAAGUCUGGAUGAGAAUAGCUGCUCUUCCAACUUUCAGUAAGCUUUCAAAGAAAAAUACAACGACUGAAUUGGAAUCUGGUAUAUAUGAAGUCGAUAUAGGAUACCACUUCCCUGUAACCGAGUUUAAAGGCACCAAGUCUUUUAUGCUUUCUACGACGACAGCUAUAGGCGGUAAGAACUACUUCUUAGGAAUCAUGUAUAUGGUAAUUGCUGGCUUGAACAUUGCCAGUGGUAUAGUUCUGGGUAUCGCAUGUUUAAUUAAACGACGACGCGUGGGAGAUCCACGUUACCUAUCUUGGAAUAAACAGAAAACUACAUGAUGCUACACAAUGCCGCUUAUACAUCAUGCCAGCGAUAUUAUGAUUGCGAGCUUAUAUUAUGAAUGACUAAUGUCUUUCUGAAAUUAAUUUCUUUAACUCUUACUUUCGUUGUAAAUUAGAUUACUGUGUCUUUUUGGGACUUCUAUCUUUGUGACCCUAUCCAUAUAUACAUACAUGACUACACUAUAUAUGUAUAUAUACUAAUGAAAUUUCGAAAUGAAUGAAUAUUUGUGCGUGAAACUUAGACAUUAGCGAAGAAAAUAAAUUAAGAUCAUUGCGUUUGCACUUUA